This is a messenger RNA of Phycodurus eques (leafy seadragon), 5758 nucleotides long. RefSeq names its product genetic suppressor element 1-like. The transcript is spliced from 16 exons. NCBI's taxonomy places the organism in Eukaryota, Metazoa, Chordata, Actinopteri, Syngnathiformes, Syngnathidae. The record is from RefSeq and is a predicted model, not a curated record. The coding region runs from base 1050 to 4232 and encodes 1060 amino acids.
AGUUCCUCCAUAUUAUUCAUUCAUACUUACAUAAAACACAUUCAUAAUUAGUUGGGAUACAUGCAAGUCCAGCUGCAACUGUACCAAUUACAGAUACCUGAACAAUUCAAUUCAAUAAUGAGGUUUUUGUAUUUUCUUACUUUCCACCACUGUAUGCGUGAGCAUGCGUGUGUGCGUGUGUGUCCCAUCCAUGUGGUCUUAAGCAGCAGCAGUACACUGCAGGGAUGUCGGGAAAGAAGAAGAAGAAGAAGAAGCGAGCUGAACCAACUGAGUGUGUACACACUCACACACACACGCUCCCAUGAUGAAUCAGCCGUCACUCAGGCACUAGUCCAAUGUACUGAUAAUGAGAAGUGCGUCGGCAGCCUCUCUCGAUCGCUGCGCUUCCUCUUCCUCUCACUCAACCUUUUUACACACGCGCACAAACACAAGGCAGUUUUAUUCCUUCUCUUCCACACACAAACUCAUUCAUCUCUCCCUCACUGGUCCGUCUUGUGAUUCCCUCCCUCUUUUCUCUUCCUCCUCCUCUCGGUUGCCCGCUGAGCUGAGCGGUCGCUCGUGGGACCGAGGAGGCAAAAGCAAGGAGGAUAAAGCAGAAUUGAGGCAGAAGAUACGGGGAACGGAGAACAAAAAAAAAAGCGUGAUGAGCAAGAAGCCGCUGAAUGAAUAGUAGCGAGGAGGGGAUUACAAAGACGGAAAAGAAGGAGAGGAAGGACCCAGCCUGGCAGAAGCCUCUUCACUUCCUUUUUCUCUAUCCGUCCUCCCUUCCUCACAGGCAGUCAAAGGGAGGAAUAACCACACAGCCGCUCGUUCUCAGCCCGGACUCCAAUCAAUUGUCCUCCGCCUUCUUUGGCCUCCGCGCAGGUUCGGUCUACCGGGAGCAAAAGGGGAGUAGACGGCGGUUGACCUCUCACCUCCUCCGACCUCCUCGCCACCCCCGCGGGACCCGCAGUGUGAGAGGAGGAGGAGGGGAGGGGGGCAGGGGCGGAUGACUGACGCCCGACGACGAGCUCUCUAACCUGACGCCCGCUUCCAGCCCGAGCGGAGGCAUGUUCGGGCUAAAGGUGCCGCACUACUACCUCCCAGGCAUGAGCCAUGACUCCGACAAGUCGGCGUCAUUAGGAAUGGUCUCCACGGCGACUCGCACCGCGGCCACCGUCAGUCCCCUCGGCCCUCCGACCAAUGGGAGCGCGCUCGCCCGGUCCGCUAACUCCGGAUUCGCUGCCGCCCUGCGCAAACUGGCCAAACAGGCCGAGGAUCCCCGAGCUUCGGCCGUCAGCGGCGAGUCGUCGCCCGUGUCUUCGCCCGCCGCCGGCCGCGGCUCGCCGGUCGACACCCCCAAGCGGGCGUCGCUAGGGCCCCUUCCCGCCCAGUCCCGGGGCCACGCCGUCGUCCCCGGCGCCCCGCCCGCGGUCACCAUUGCGCCCACCAAGACCAGCAACGGCCUGUGGAGGGCCGACGGACGACAGGUCGAGCCGAGCGUUCCCAGGCUCGGCGGCGGCAGGGAGCGGGCGUCCGCCGACGACGCCCGCCCGCCGCGGGACAAGAGGACCCCGCCCGUAGCCCCGCCUCACCCGCUGGCUCACCCCUUCGGACUCACCCCCAGCUCCGUCAUGCAGGACCCCCGAAUGCAGAGCCUCAGUUUACCUGGGCAGAUGCACCCUGCGGUUCCCCCGGGCGCCAUCCCUGAGGAGUACCUGAGAGCGCUGCGUCCCUUCGCCACCCGCGACGACCCGCGCCUGACCUCUGUGCCUCUCGGUCUGGAUACCGCCGCCGCUCACGCAGCCGCCGCCGCCGCCGCUUACUACCACUCGGCCUUCCUGCACCACCCUCUGUCUUUGCCCAGGAUGGAGGAAUCCUUGUGUCUGUCGGCGCUCCGAUCGCAGUUCUACUCCGUGCCCGCCGGGGGAGCCUUUCCCCCGCUGCACCCGUCCGGCCUUCACUUGCACCUGCCCGGAGGCCGCUACCCCGGAGAGCUAAACCACGGUUUACUCGCCGAGAGGCUGCAGAUGGAGAACGAGCUUCGCCGGCGAGAGAGGGAGAAAGAGAGGGAGGAGGAGAGGGAGCGAGAGCUGGACAGACUGAAGGAGAGGCAGCGGGACAGACAGCAGCAGACGGCGCGGGCGGCGGAGGGCCACGGGUACCGCGCCGAAGGGCCGCCCCGGAGGGCGCCUCCGCCGGAGGACGGGGCCGGGCCGACCCCCGACGCACCGGAUGCAGCCGAGGAGUCAGAGCACCCGGCUUUCCUGGCGCGUCAACCUCUUCCCUCGAACCUCCACUCCUCCGGGGGUUCCGUCCCACUCCCCGUGCCCAGUCUGGUGCCUUCUCACCUGGGCAAGCACCACGCCGCGCCGGGGGGCAGCGGCGUCCACGGCGCUCUGGCGCCCGUCGCUAUGACUCGCCGGGCUUGCGAGGAGGCCCGGAUGAAAGACGGCGCGAGAACAGGCCAUCCUCACCAAGGCAUCAGAGAAGCACCUCCUUCCCUGGGCACGCCGCCUCCUCUCAUCUCCCCUAAAGCUCCGCAAACCACCCUGUGGAACCCCGCCUCUUUCGUGGAGCGCCCGAAGCCCGCCCCGCCGAGUCGCCCCCCUCCCUGCCUGACCAGGGCCGAGCGCCCCCCCCUGAACCGGGGCGAGAAGACGGAGGAGGGAGCCGGGAGGAGGCCGGGGGCUCCCGAGAGGCACCGCCCGGCGGGGGAGGAGGCCGGCUCGCGCGGCGAGGCCGAGCGGGACCGCCUCGCCCGCCGGAGGCGCCGGGCCGACGACCUCCACCUGAGGCCGCGGGCGCCUCUGUCGGACCCCGACGCGCGCCGGGAGCCGCGGAGGGACGCCACGCCGGUGUACGACGAGGCGCUCCGGCAACACCGGCGACUCCUCAGCAAGCUGGACCUGGAGGAGAAGCGGAGGAGGGAGGCCCGUGAAGGAGGCUUCUACUACGACUUGAACGAGUCGUACGACGAGAGCGACGAGGAGGAGGUGAAAGCCCAUCUGAGGAGAGUGACGGAGCAACCGCCCCUUAAGCUCAACACGUCCUCGGAGAAAGUGGACUUCCUGCGCACGUGCGGCCUGGUUACCUUGGCCCGCCGCGACGAGCUGCUGCAGCGCAAGAGGAGGAAGAGGAGGCGGAUGAUGAGGGAGCGCAGCACCUCGCCGCCGCCGCCGCCAGCCGUGCGUGGGAAGAGGAAGUCCCCCCCUUUGCCGGGCGCCGCGCUGACGACGCCGUACACCGCCGAGCAGAUGGACGGCGCCCCCGAGCUACAGGAGAAGAAAGACUUCCUGCGGGCCUUCGAGCUCUCCCACGUCAGCGCUCGGCAACGAAGAGAUAAGGAGAAGACCGAAGAGCUGCUGAGGGCCAUCGAGAAGAAGAUUGUGACGUCGGACACGCUCCGAUACAACUCGGUACCUCCGUGUAGCAGCGGCCCCCCCGCUGCCCCGUCCUCGAGCGGGAGGUCCUCGUCCACCCCGCCUUCCCGCCAAUCAAACGGACAUCUUUAUCCAGACUCGCCGAGCCCCUCGCCCCCGUGUUCGCACAAAGCGAGGCGUGCCCCCCACGACGACGCUCUCAGGCAGCCGCUGCGCCACGGCCGCCUCGUAGCUAAUCUGAAAAAAGAGCCCGGCGCGGGGGUGAACGGUCGCGUGCGGCCCUGGGAGACCUUCACGCCCGAGGCCUUCGCGCAGCACUUCCACCGCGCUGUGCUGCAGUCUACCCAACACAAAGCAGUCUCAAAGGCGGCGAAGGGUGACCGCUCGCCGCCUCGCGACGCCGCUCCGCUUAAAACGCCGCAUCCGAGCCACGCCGCUCGGCACCUCGGCGGCCGCCGCCCACGCUCCCCUCGAGCCGGCCGGGCGGAGCGCCUGACCGACGAGGACGCGGACGAGGGUGACGCCUCAUCCGGCGAGGAAGCGGAGGACGAGGAGGAGGGGGAACCGCCCAGGAAGUGGAAGGGCAUCGAAGCCGUUUUCGAGGCCUAUCAGGAGCACGUGGACGAGCACAGUGUUGAGAGGCAGGUUCUUCUCAGUCAGUGCAAAAGACUGGAAGCGCGCAACUACAAUCUCAGCAGAACGGCGGAGCAGCUCUCGGUCACCGUGGCGGAGCUGGCGAGCCAGAGGCGGCGGGUGCGGGAGGAGCGCGAGAGGCUCCACGCCCAGCUGCAGCACUUCAGGAGGUGUCUGACGCUACCCAGCAUGCACUGGGGCAGAGGGGGGCACGUCAACGCCCGCGCGCCCAGGUGACCCCGGGACGCCACGUGUCCAAAGACUACCGGCUUUGCGCUUACAGCGGAUAACACGGAGGAAGACUCAAAAUUCCACGCGCCUGUUGCCGUGGUUACCCUAACCCCUCACUUCUUUUUUUUACCCGAUCUGCCCGACGGAUUAGAGGUUUGUCAAGUCGAUAACCACAUCUGGAAGAACGUGUCAUCAUUUUGUCUGUCCAGAAACGUAGCUGACAUCGCUAGACGAACAAAGAUACAUUACAGUGAUCCCCCGUUAUUCGUGGGGGGGGGGGGGGGGGCGGCCUGACCACGAAUAAUUGACACGCCCCCAAAGGUUUUUUUUAGAAUUUAGUUGAAACUGUACAUGUACCGCAAACUAUGAUCCCAAAACAGUUCAAUAUCAUUUCUAACUCACUUGAUAAAAUCAUCUUUCGAAUGAAAAUGCUUACUGGUUAUAUUUGAUUUAGAAAGAAAAAACAAUGCACCUUCAUGUUGCAAAAAACGCUCCUAACUUCCACUGACAACCCAGGCUAAACUUAGCUCCUCCUCAAUACACAAAGCUUGUCUCUGGCUCAAGAUGUAUCACUUCAACACACUUCCUCGAGACCAACUCCUAUUGAGACGGGGCUUUGGCUCCAUCUUGUGGCAUUUCAUAACACUAUAGAAAGAAUAAUUGUAUUUAUUUAUUUUUUUUAAACGCAAAAAGGUGAGGGUUUUUUCAGCACGUAACGGAGGAUCGGUUCCAAAAUAAAACACUGUGAGGUGAAUUCGCAAAUAAUCAGGGGAUUACUAUAAUUGUAGUCAAUCAAUAAUGACCCUUUCAGUGAAACCGGAUCAUUUCCCACGGCACGCUCGAUAGUCGCUCGGCACACGGCGGUUGGGAAUCACUGAUCUCAUUCAUUCAUUCAAGACGCGUGACCGGGCCGAAUGGAAAAGCACACCCCGGGUCUUAAAACGGGAAUAGGAUGCACUUCAACACGGAACAUUAGUGGAAACACACCCACAAAAACAACAGGGAACAAGUAUCGAGGAACUUGGGUUUUGGGGUUUUGCUUUUGUUUUGGCGCUUCAUAGAUUUGACACUGGUUCUUGUGCUAGAUGAAUCAUUUUCUGUUUUGGUGGUUUUAUUUCAAGGGGGGGGAAGAAGCCAUAUGCUGGGUUUAAAAAUGCUGCUGGUCGGGGGGGGGGAAUGAGGGAUGUUAUAGCAUAAAUGUAUUGAUUGUUGGGAGGCUGGUUGUCAUGACAACCGCACGGUCACAUACUACAGGUACUACCUUUACACGUCUAUACAUGUGAUAGAACUUGAACUUACAUUUCAACUUUUUUGUCCACACCUUCAAUUUGUUUCCACAAAAAUGUAUAGUAGAGUAUAAUUGCCUUUAAUUUGAGAGACUAUACUGUCAAAGAUGGAUCAUGUCAAAUGUUGCCUAAUUGUUUGAAUCAGCUGUUUUCUAAUGGAUUUCUUUUCGGGCUGUAAAUUUGCAGUGAAUUAUUGAUGAACAUAUUGCUGUACAUGAAAAUAGAAAUUUGCAUUAAAAUGUUGCA